AUCACUUUCUUCUAUUUUUAUGAAACUUUACUUACCUAUAAUCGUCUAUUGCGUGUUCUUCUCUGGAAUAUCCGCCAGGAAUUUCUCCUCUUGUUGUCUUUUCUUUGAGUUUCUUGAAUGUUUAAUCAUCAAAUCUACUGUAUUGGAAAAUAUUCUUUUUUAAUAAUCAAUUUGCAAGAGCUUUCCAAGGUUGGGUAACCCUUGAACAGGUCCUUACCAGGACCAGCAGUCUUUCUGCAUUUUGUUAGAAGUCUUUAUUUCAUAUCAGUAGCAAGAUUUUGAGCAUAUACAAUUAUAUAUAGCAGCCAUCUGGUGAUUCUUGUUGUCCAGCUGGCAACGACUUUCAUGAUGGACCUUAUUUGGUUUGCAGGAGGAGAUAUCAAUUUCUGUCAGUGAACUUUUGGAGUAGCUUAAUUUUUUAGAUUAUAUUGGUUAUGGGAGGCAAAAGCUCAAGGGAUUCCAGUGGAAGAAGGUAUCGAACAAGCAGGUCAAGUGGUUCAGAUGCAUGGAGUCAUUACGGGUACCCACCACAAUCUGGAUAUCCUCAGGAGAAUUCUUACUAUAUGCCACAGCAUCACUAUGCUCCACCUCCCUCGCAUAAUUAUGGAUCACAAACGACCCAGCGCGCGCGUAAGAUUAUGGAGAGGAAAUACUCAAGGAUAGCUGAUAACUACCAAACUUUGGACCAGGUUACUGCUGCCCUUGCACAAGCUGGCCUUGAGUCCUCUAACCUUAUUGUGGGUAUUGAUUUCACAAAGAGCAACGAAUGGACAGGUGCGAGGUCAUUCAACCGCCGAAGCUUGCAUCACAUUGGGAAUGGUCAAAAUCCCUAUGAACAAGCUAUAUCGAUUAUUGGGCAGAGCUUAUCUGUUUUUGAUGAGGAUAACUUAAUUCCCUGUUAUGGAUUUGGAGAUGCAUCAACACAUGAUCAAGACGUCUUCAAUUUCUAUCCAGAAGAGAGAUUUUGCAAUGGAUUUGAGGAGGUGCUUGCACGAUACAGAGAAAUUGUUCCCCAGCUUCGACUUGCAGGACCAACAUCUUUUGCACCCAUCAUUGAAAUGGCCAUGACCAUCGUUGAGCAAAGUGGCGGCCAAUACCAUGUUUUGCUGAUAAUUGCUGAUGGACAGGUGACAAGAAGUGUUGAUACACAGCAUGGUCAGCUUAGUCCUCAAGAGCAAAAGACAAUUGAUGCAAUUGUUAGAGCAAGUGAAUUCCCGUUGUCAAUUGUCCUAGUUGGGGUUGGUGACGGGCCUUGGGACAUGAUGAGGGAGUUUGACGAUAACAUCCCUGCUCGUGCCUUUGACAAUUUUCAAUUUGUGAACUUCACGGAGAUUAUGUCAAAGAACAUGGAUCCAUCCAGAAAGCAGGCAGAAUUUGCUCUUUCAGCCUUGAUGGAAAUACCUUCUCAGUAUAAAGCAACUAUUGAGCUUGGCCUAUUGGGAAGAAGGAAGGGAAAUACUUCAGAAAGGUUUCCUCUCCCUCCUCCCAUUUAUGGUACCUCUUCUUUCAACACCUCAAAGCCUUACUCUCGCUCAAGUAGUUUUCAGCAGAAUGCAUCUCCUUAUUCUCGCUCAAGCAGUUUUCAGAACAAUGUACCUCCUUAUUCUGGAUACGAUACCCCAGCUAGCGCAAACACAGGUCCAUCUUCGAGCUCCCUUUACGAUAAUCAGGUUUGCCCCAUUUGUCUUGGUAAUCCCAAGGACAUGGCCUUUGGUUGUGGACAUCAGACUUGCUGUGACUGUGGAGAAGACUUAGAACUCUGCCCCAUAUGUCGGAGCACUAUCCAAACUCGAAUCAGGCUUUAUUGAUCAGCCUCCCUAAUCACAUUUUUCGUUUGGCAACAGCUGAAUCGAGUGCUCAUUUUCCAAAAGCAGGGAAAGGAUAGCCAUUAUAUGACCUGAAAGAUUGAUGAGCUUAACGUGAUAGGAGAGGGUUAUAUCUCAACCUGAUGCGUUCCCUUCUGGAGUGGGAAAUAUAGCUGCAAUUAACAGGUGAAGUAUGUGCUGCUAGCUUGGUGGAUUUGGAUCCAUUUGGAUGAAUGGUGAAAUGGGUAUUAAUGAAAUCUAAAAUAAUAGUGGUGGUGAGAUUAGUUAUUAUAUCUGUAAGAUUAAAUAUUAUAAUAAUGAGAUUAAAAUUAACAAUGAAAAAAAUGUUUGUAUGUAAAUAUAACGGUGAGUAGUGAAAAAAAAUAAUUAUUAAGUAUAUUAAAUUAAAAUUGAUGUAUAAUUGAAUUUAUAUUAUAUA
Messenger RNA from Durio zibethinus, 2244 nucleotides. RefSeq names its product E3 ubiquitin-protein ligase RGLG5-like. The record is from RefSeq and is a predicted model, not a curated record. Gene Ontology annotation, molecular function: ubiquitin-protein transferase activity. Gene Ontology annotation, biological process: protein ubiquitination. Gene Ontology annotation, cellular component: nucleus. NCBI's taxonomy places the organism in Eukaryota, Viridiplantae, Streptophyta, Magnoliopsida, Malvales, Malvaceae.